Messenger RNA from Mucor mucedo, 357 nucleotides. RefSeq lists its product as uncharacterized. Bases 1 to 357 code for a protein of 118 amino acids. Gene Ontology annotation, molecular function: guanyl-nucleotide exchange factor activity. The transcript has a single exon. NCBI's taxonomy places the organism in Eukaryota, Fungi, Mucoromycota, Mucoromycetes, Mucorales, Mucoraceae. Gene Ontology annotation, cellular component: plasma membrane. Gene Ontology annotation, biological process: Ras protein signal transduction; positive regulation of GTPase activity. The record is from RefSeq and is a predicted model, not a curated record.
AUGCGCUAUUAUCGACAAAAGAUUCAGUUGGCUAAAUCACCGGCUGUGCCAUUUUUACCGGUGGUCUUGAAGGAUCAGACGUUUUUCAAAGAGAAUUCGACAUUUUCUGUCAAUCAUCCCAAUUUGAUCAACUUUUCAAAAUUUCGUUCGAUUCGACAGUUUAUUGAAAAGGCAAAGACCUUGACAAGCGAGCCUUACUGGUACGCCAACGACCUGACCUUCUAUCCCUUCUUUCCUGCUACUACUACAAGCACUACAACACAGGGUGGCCAAUUGGACUGCAUUGGCGACUGGCUAGAAAAUCGAUUGAGCAAAGUAGAAGAGUGUUAUCUUCAUUGUGAUUUAUUAAAUAUGUAA